Larimichthys crocea (large yellow croaker) is the source of this 1535-nucleotide messenger RNA. It is a transcript of the gene cldn1, whose product is annotated as claudin 1. Gene Ontology annotation, molecular function: structural molecule activity. NCBI's taxonomy places the organism in Eukaryota, Metazoa, Chordata, Actinopteri, Sciaenidae. The record is from RefSeq and is a predicted model, not a curated record. Bases 151 to 786 code for a protein of 211 amino acids. Gene Ontology annotation, cellular component: membrane; bicellular tight junction. The transcript is spliced from 4 exons.
CCAGGGCAUUCUGAGGUGAUGCACAGGUAGACAGCACUGUUUGAGAUCCUCCACCCAAAUCCAGCAGGAAUUACAUUUUUGGAACUUUUUAAUCUUUUGAAACUUUUUCCACUUUCAUCAUUUCUAAUUUUUAGUCACUGAAGUUAAAUCAUGGCCAAUGCAGGUAUACAGCUUCUUGGCUUCACGCUGGCUUUCCUGGGCUUCAUUGGCUCGAUUGCAUCCACAGUCAUGGUGGAAUGGAAAGCUUCGUCCUAUGCAGGAGACAACAUCAUCACAGCCCAGGCGAUGUUUGAAGGACUGUGGAAGAGUUGUGUAUCACAGAGCACCGGUCAAGUUCAGUGUAAAGUGUAUGAUUCACUUCUCCAGCUGCCAGGGAUUGUACAGGGCACACGAGGGCUGAUGCUGGCCUCCAUCUUGCUGAGCUUAAUUUCUAUCUUGGUGGAGGUGGUGGGCAUGAGGUGUACCACCUGUAUGGCACAAGAACCAGAACAGAAGGACAAAGUGGCUCUUGCUGGAGGGAUUAUCUUCAUUAUUGCCGGUCUGCUUGCUCUGGUGGGAACGUCUUGGUAUGGCAACAGAAUAGCAAAGGAAUUCUACGACCCAUUUACUCCCACUAACGCCAGGUAUGAAUUUGGAAGUGCCCUGUAUGUUGGAUGGGGAGCUGCCUGUCUCACCCUUAUAGGAGGAGGCUUCCUCUGCUGCAACUGCUCCAACGAGAGCUCAGGGAAAUCUCCACGGUACCCAGCAUCCCGCUCUGCAGGCCAGCCAGGCAAGGACUACGUCUAGGACAGUCACUCCAUCUAUCCUAUGUUUAAUGAUGAAUGCUGUCUUUGUGGGGAAUUGUGUUACAACAUGUAUAUUUGCAGGUGUUAUAUUUUGUUAGGUAAUACAAUAAAAAAGGUUUGUGAUCCCCUAAAUUUGUCAUUGAAGAGAAAUUUUUAAAUUCAUUCACAAUAGAUGAAAUUAACGUUAAAUGCUACUUGAAAUUAAAUAUUAAAUAUAAACAUAAAGAUAUGUUUGGCCAGAAUUUCUCAGAAGAUUGCAAUCUUUGGAUCUUCCAUUUAGUACAAAUAUGCUCAGGGGUUGACUGUUAUUUUUGUUACUUGUUUGUUACUAAAAUAAAAUCCUCAUUACUUUGCUAUUAUUGUAUGUUUUAUAUUCUGAAAAUUUUGUUUUGUUCGAGGCGUAACACAUGUUUGUUGAUGGUCAAAAUCAGUGUCCGGGCAUUUGCCUUUCCUUUUGGCAGUAUUGAAGUAAGAAAAUAGGUCACAAACAGUAGUGGACGUAUUUAUUCAUACAUGGUAUCUUUGUACUUUUGAAUGUUUGUCUGUGUCACUAUCUGUAACAAAUGUACAGUGGCUGCAGUAUUCAGAUCAUUUACUUAAGUAAAAAUACUAAUCCCACACUGUAAGAAAUACUUUUAUUACAAGUAAAAGACCAGCCAUCAAGCCCUCACUUAAGUAAAAGUAAGUAUUAUCAAUUAUUUUCAAACGUGUUUUAGUAAAAACUGUCAGUCUUUUAGUAUUAUAUAUUUU